UUUAACCAAAAUGGCAGAAUUAGUAUCAACAGGUCUUCCUAGUAAUGAACAUGCCUUCAGGAACAUAAUCUAUCUUUCUCCAGGAAUAUUUAAUAUGUUUCAGACACAAUUAGGUGUCACUGGGACAAGCGACCAGAUAGAUGUAAAAAUUAAGAAUUAUAUCAUCAGAGCAGAACUCCUUGCAGAUGGAUCUGUGGAUGAUAUUCAUUUCGGUGUCAGCGGACCCUACAGAGAGAUGUUUGGUAUCUCCAAGAUGGACGCAGUCUUCACUGAGCCUAUUAGAGUUAAGAAGACCAAGUUACUCUCACACUGAGAUUGAGAAGUGGACAUUAUCCAGUUAGGUAGCAAGCUUAAAGGACAGACUUUUGAUAUGAAGGAAUCUGAGCUUGAGAAAAUUUUCAGAAAAGGUACAAAAGAUCUUAUUCUGAAUAAACACCAGAUAUUUCUCCUAAAAGCACCUGAUAUGAUCCUUAAAUGUACGGUGAAUAAAAUCCAGUUCGUCCAAAUCGGAGAGAAGGUGGUCAAAGGGGGAUACGGAUUUGUCGAAUCUGAAACUGAGUUCUCCUUCAAACCUAGCCUCACCACUAGCAAAGUCAUGAAAAUCAAAUCUGAUAAGCUCAAAGAGAAGGAAAUCUUUAAAAAGGACUUUAAUUUCCAAGAAAUGGGUAUUGGUGGACUUGACAAGGAAUUUGAAGAAAUCUUCAGAAGAGCAUUCAACUCUAGGAGGUACCCACAAGUCGUCUUGGAUAAGUAUGGCAUCAAACAUGUGAAAGGAAUGCUUCUCUAUGGACCACCAGGAACAGGUAAAACCCUGAUUGCACGAGAAAUAGCUAAAGCUCUUGACUGUGAAGAGCCAAAAAUUGUCAACGGGCCUGAAAUUUUCGAUAAAUACGUAGGUGGAAGUGAAGAGAAAAUGAGAGAAAUCUUUAAAGAAGCUGAGGAAGAUCAAGCCAAAAAUGCUGAUGAGUCUCAACUCCAUAUUAUCAUUUUUGAUGAAAUUGAUGCAGUUUGUCGUCCUAGGGGAUCUGUUUCAUCUGGAACAGGAGUACAUGAAUCGGUAGUCAACCAAUUUCUUGCUAAAUUAGAUGGAGUUGAUUCUCUUGAUAACAUCCUAGUCAUUGGUAUGACUAAUAGAAAAGAUAUGAUAGAUGAAGCUGUACUAAGGCCAGGAAGGCUUGAAAUUCAUAAAGAAAUUGGGCUUCCUGAUCACUUUGGAAGACUCCAAAUAUUCGAAAUCCACACAAGAAGCAUUAAGAAGAACCAACUCCUUGGAGAAGAUGUUGACUUUGAAUACCUAGCUGAAUUCACUAAGAACUACACUGGUGCCGAGAUAAUGUCUGUGUGCAGAAAUGCUAUCCAAUACACUCUCUUCAGAGAUAUUGAUGCGAAGAACAUCGGAAAACUUGAUUUGAAAAACAUUAUGAAUAGAAAAGUGUCGAUGGAAGACUUCAAAAUGUCUCUUGAGGAGAUCAAACCUCAAUUUGGAGUUGACCAAUCAGGAUUUGACAAUAGACUCUCUGGAGGAUUCAUUGAUUACGGUGCUGGAUUUAAUACUUUACAUGAAGAUUGCAAAGCUUUAGUAGAAAAUCUAAAGAACAGUGAAACCACUUCUUUAUUGUCUGUAUUACUUUCAGGAGAAAGAGGGGCAGGUAAAACUGCUUUUGCAGCCAAGAUCGCAAUGGAAUCUGGCUUCCCAUUUGUAAAAAUGAUAACUCCAGAAGACUUUGUUGGAUACUCUGAGGCAGGAAAGUUAGCUAAAAUCACAAAAAUAUUUGAUGAUGCUUAUAAGUCUCCUCUGUCAUUGAUUGUCUUAGACGAUAUUGAGAGGCUAAUAGAGUUUAUUCAUAUUGGUCCAAGAUUUUCCAACCAUAUUUUGCAAGCUUUGCUUGUCCUAGUCAAAAAGAAGCCUUCUAAUAAAGAUAGAAAACUAUUUAUCAUUGGAACUACAUCAAUCAAAUCAAUCUUAAGUGAACUAGACCUUGUUGAUGGAUUUAAUGUGAACAUAAAACUACCACUUUUGAAAGAGAAAGAGGAAAUCGUUGAAGUUCUAAACUCAAUCUCUGACGAUGAAGCAACCAAUCAAGACAUAGCUACAGCUUGACCAAACAUUCCAAUCAAAGAGCUGAUCCUUAUCGCAGAGAUGGCGAUCCAAAAAGGUGGAGGUGUGCUUUCAACUGAUAUCUUCCUUGAAUGAUAUGAGACUACCAGAUAAUUUUUACCAAUCAGAUUCAUUCCUA
Messenger RNA from Moneuplotes crassus, 2237 nucleotides. NCBI's taxonomy places the organism in Eukaryota, Ciliophora, Spirotrichea, Euplotida, Euplotidae. The record is from the annotation of a GenBank genome assembly.